AAACCAGAGACUUCUAACAUCAGCAGUUCAUUUCAGUUUUGACUUCAAACCUCAAAGGACAAGUCUUGUAGUGAAUUUUGGAUAACUAUUUAGUAUUUGAUGCUGAAUGGCGACAAUGUUGAACAACAGCAGUGUUCUUGGGGAAGCCACAACACCCAGCACAACAACAUAUGAUUACUCUGAUUAUGUUGAACCAUGUGAUUAUGGAACCCAUGCAAGCCAUUUUCUCCCAGUGCUCUACUCCCUGUUCUUCAUUGUGGGCUUCCUGGGAAACAUGCUGGUGUUGUGGGUGAUCCUGAGGGGCGCUCAUUUGAAAAGCAUGACUGAUGUGUCUCUCCUGAACCUGGCCAUUGCUGACCUUCUACUAAUCUUCUCUCUCCCCUUCCUGGCUCACUAUGCCAGAGAUACCUGGGUUUUUGGCAGUUUCAUGUGCACUCUGGUCCUCGGUGUGUACUACACUGGAUUUUAUGCCAGCCUUUUCUUUAUUGUGCUGAUGAGCGUCGACAGAUACUUGGCUAUCGUCCAUGCUGUGUUUGCCUUGAGAAUCCGAACAAAGGCUCAUGGAAUUUUAGCUAGUGUGGUCAUCUGGGUUAUUGCUAUUGCAGCAUCAUUUCCUGAGCUACUGUAUCUUGGAGUCAAAGCGAAUGAGACUGAAGUAGUUUGCAGUGCUUAUCCAAAAGAUCAAGAAAGUCACAAUGAUGUGAGAAGUGCAGCUUUCAUUAAAAUGAAUGUUUUGGGCCUGCUAAUUCCACUGACUAUUGUGGGAUUUUGCUACUCGAUGGUGCUCCGGAGGCUUCGGAGCCUUCGUAAUUCCAAGAAAUUGGCCAUUCGUCUCGUUGCUGUAGUCAUGGUGGUCUUCUUCUGCUGUUGGAUACCAUACAACAUUGCAGCAUUCCUCAAAGCACUGGAACUGAAGCGCAUCCUGACUCCAAAGUGUGAGCUCAGCAAAAGGAUCCGGCUGAUGCUGCAAGUCACUGAAGCCGUGGCAUACUCGCACACCUGCCUCAAUCCAUUCCUCUAUGUGUUUGUAGGUGAAAAGUUCAGGAAGCACCUCGCCAGGCUCCUGCUCCAGACACCAUGCAUCCAUGUGCAGUGUAUGAAGAGCUACAUCACCCAGGCCGCAGCCUCUGUGUAUUCGCAGACCACAAGUGUGGAAGAACGUUCAGUUGGCGUCUGAAUGAAGGAAGAUGAGAUCUUUUUUUUUUUUAACAACUCAGCAUAUGUAUAAAUGGCUUUCAUUUUGUACUAUAUGUACUAUUGAAAAUGAUAUUUUUUUUGCAUGUGUUAUAUAUCCCUGGUUUUAGUUAAAGAUUACCAUAACAUUACCAAAACAUUUUCUAAUGUUUUGUACCGCUCUCAGAGUGGUAGCUUUAAUAUGUUUCUUGCACCUGGAAAUGCACGUAUAGUGUAGCUUUAAAAAAGAUUUAUAGUACAUAAUUGGACUGUAAUUAUGCCUGGAUUAUGCUUGCUUUUACUCAUAUGCAAAAUAGCUGUCACAUGGUUGUUUGGAGCAUUACAGUACACCCCGACAGAUUUCUCAGAAAAACAUCCAUCUCGCUUUUAAAUUAAUACUUUCUAUGGGAUCCUAUACAAUGAAAUAUUUGUGCAAAUCUAGUUUAUUGGUUUUAAAUUAGAUUAGUCAGUACCAAAGGCAAAAUUGGAACUAUUCUAACAAAAUAAUUUAAGAUCAUGGUGCAAAAAUGAGUACAACCCAGUGAAUGUGUUAGGAGAAAACAUAAAAUAAAAUUGUAAUUAACAGGAAUUCACCACGAGAUGAGUCUAAUCAAUCAUCACAAAGGUGGCCACAGGAUAAUUGACAAUUAAGAGUGGUAUUUAAGAGAGAAAAUCCACUCCCAUAUAAUGCUGAUAAAAUGGCACCACAUGGAAAAGAAAUCUCACAAGCGCUGAGACAGAAAAUAAUUUCUUUGCACAAAAAAGGUCAAGGUUAUAAGAAAAUUAGUAAAGCAUUGCUAAUAAGUUUGAAUACUGUCGCAAAAAUUCAAAAGGAUGGACUUGUGGCAUGCUCACUUAGACAUCCAGGCCAUCCACAUAAGUUAACACCUUGUCAAGAGCGUUUUGUGAUGAGAGAAGUUGAAGAACAUCACCAUGCAAGUUCAACACAGUUGACUAAGUCAUUGGAAAGUCAAACUGGGGUGAGUGUUUCCCAUGACACCAUACAACGUACACUGCAGAGGAGUGGCAUGCAUGGCUGUCAUCCAUGAAGGAAGCCACUGCUGAAUCCCAUGCACAGAAAAGCCCAUCUAGAAUUUGCCAGGGCUCAUGUUGACAAAGGCGAAGACUAUUGGGACUCUAUACUUUGGAGUGAUGAGACAAAGAUUAAUGUUUUUGGCUCUGACAGGUUCUAAACUGUAUGGCGUCGCAAAGGUAAGGAGUACAAUGAAAAAUGCAUGGUACCAACAGUAAAGCAUGGUGUUCUUGUGUGGGGUUGCAUGAGUGCUGCAGGUGCCAAGCAUGUCAUCAUUUCACCAGACCUCAACCCAAUAGAACACUUGUGGGGAGUUCUGAAAAGACAAGUUGAAUGUCAUUCUCCAUCCGGCACCCAGGAUCUUAAAAGAGUUCAUUCUUCAAGAAUGGAGAAAGAUAGAUGUAGCUGUAUGUCGUGAACUUGUUCACUCAAUGUCUAGAAGAAUUGGUGCUGUUAUUAGAUUUAGUUGAAUUUGUUGUAGGGUGUAAUCAUUUUUGCAACACCUCAUUUGAAUUAAAUGUAUUAUUUUUCUUAUCUUAAAGAUGUUAGGUGACCACACUCUUGUGUUAAUAAAAAUAAAUGUUUAAUAAAACUGUUUCGUAAAAGUGCAGCAAAUUUGUCUCAUAUUCACUGAGAAAUGGAUAAAAAUCUUAAUUUUCAAAGGGAGUGUACUAUUAUAUACACUAUAUGGCCAAAUGUAUGUGGACACCUGACCAUCACACCCAUAUGUGGUUAUUCCCCAAACUGUUGCCACAAAGUUGGAAGCACACAGUUGUAUAGGAUGUCUUUGUACGCUGUAGCAUUACAAUAUCCCUUCACUGGAACACUGUUCCAUCAUGACAAUACCCCUGUGCACAGAACUUGAGUUGUCUGCACAGAACCCUGACCUCAACACCACUGAACACCUUUGGGAUGAACUGGACUGCAUCCCAAGCCUUUUUGCCCAAAAUUGGUGCCUGACCUCACUAAUGCUCUGGUAGAUUAAUGCCAAAUCCCCACAGCCACACUCCAAAAUCUAGCGGAAAGCCUUCGCAGAAGAGUGGAGGCUAUUAUAACAGCAAAGGGGGGAAUAGAAUGUUCAACAAUCACAUAUGGUAUGGUGUCCACAUACUUUUGGCCAUAUAGUGUAUAUUGGUCAGUUUUGACCCACAACAUAAGUUGAAUUAAUUCAUUUAUUUAUUCAUGAAUUUUUUUCAUAAUGUGAACGCACAAUUACAAAUAAAAUAUCCCUGAAAUACGCGUGCUAGAAAGAGAUAAUCAAAUAGAAUAUAUGGCUCCUACAUACAUAAUAGCAAAUGAAAGCCCAAAUGCUGUAAAAUGUGUGUUUUGUUAUGAAAAUUAAUGUAAUGUAAGGUAAUAAGGUUAGCAUGGACAGUAAAAUACAGUAAAAUACAUUAAUCUCUAAGGAUGUGUAGCCGGUAAGUAGGGUCAAACGAAAUUGUACAGUAAAAUGUUUUAGGACUGUUUUGAGGUGAUAUAGGGACAAAAUUGACCUGCAAACAUCAAUAAUGUAACUGAUUUGUGACCAUACUAGGAGGGUUAAAAAGCAUUAAAAAGAGAGCUUAUCUUAUCAUGGCAUGAUGUAGAUUUUACCUCUUACUGUAGCUGAUCUGACAUACUCAAUAUCCCUGUGAUCUGUGAGAAUUAGGAACAAGUGUUUUCCCCCUUCCCAGCCAAGGUAGCCAUUCCUCAAGUGCAGCUUUUGGCUUCAGUCAUCGUAACUGUGUUCACCUGGGGUUAACUU
Molecule: messenger RNA, 3950 nt
Organism: Pangasianodon hypophthalmus (striped catfish)
Lineage: Eukaryota; Metazoa; Chordata; Actinopteri; Siluriformes; Pangasiidae
Product: C-C chemokine receptor type 3
Exons: 3
Coding region: 107-1177 (356 amino acids)
Biological process (GO): G protein-coupled receptor signaling pathway; chemotaxis; immune response
Cellular component (GO): membrane
Molecular function (GO): chemokine receptor activity
Source: RefSeq, a predicted model, not a curated record